This is a messenger RNA of Neofelis nebulosa (Clouded leopard), 1198 nucleotides long. It is a transcript of the gene UBE2I, whose product is annotated as ubiquitin conjugating enzyme E2 I. Bases 169 to 645 code for a protein of 158 amino acids. The transcript is spliced from 7 exons. Gene Ontology annotation, cellular component: nucleus. NCBI's taxonomy places the organism in Eukaryota, Metazoa, Chordata, Mammalia, Carnivora, Felidae. Gene Ontology annotation, biological process: protein sumoylation. The record is from RefSeq and is a predicted model, not a curated record. Gene Ontology annotation, molecular function: SUMO conjugating enzyme activity.
GCCCCGCCCCGCCCGCCGGGGUCCUCGGAGCGCUCGGGCUGCGCGCGGAGCGGGCUCGGGAGGGAAGUCCCGAGACAAAGGGAGCGCCGCCGCCGCCGCCGCCGCCGCUUCCUCCUCCUCCUCGUCCGCCUCGCUCGCCGGGCCGCGGCCGCCCGAGGGACUUUGAACAUGUCGGGGAUCGCCCUCAGCAGACUGGCCCAGGAGAGGAAAGCCUGGAGAAAGGACCACCCGUUUGGCUUUGUGGCUGUCCCAACAAAAAACCCCGAUGGCACGAUGAACCUCAUGAACUGGGAGUGCGCCAUUCCCGGGAAGAAAGGGACCCCAUGGGAAGGAGGCUUGUUUAAACUGCGCAUGCUUUUCAAGGACGACUACCCAUCCUCACCCCCAAAAUGCAAAUUUGAACCACCGCUGUUUCACCCGAACGUGUACCCUUCGGGCACAGUGUGCCUGUCCAUCCUCGAGGAGGACAAGGACUGGAGGCCGGCCAUCACGAUCAAGCAGAUCUUGUUAGGAAUACAGGAACUUCUAAAUGAACCAAAUAUCCAGGACCCAGCUCAAGCAGAGGCCUACACGAUUUACUGCCAAAACAGAGUGGAGUAUGAGAAGAGGGUUCGAGCACAGGCCAAGAAGUUUGCACCUUCAUAAGCGGCGACCGCGUGGCAGCGUAAGAAGGAAGGGAUUGGUCUGGCAAGAACUUGUUUACAACAUUUUUGCAAACCUAACGUUGCUCUGUUCAAUUACUAGUCGCCUGGGGAGGGUUGGGCGGGCGCCACUUUCCAUUUCCGCCACCGGUACACAGUCCUCGACUCGCUGAAUUGCCCGGUUUUUCAUACAGGGUCUCUUCCUUCAGUCUUUUGUAUUUUUGAUUGUUAUGUAAAACUUGCUUUUAUUUUAAUAUUGAUGUCAGUAUUUCAACUGCUGUAAAAUUAUAAACUUUUAUACUUCGAUGAGCCCCGAGGAGCUAGUUUCCUAGUUUCCUUUGCUCGCGGAUGCAGGCAUGCUUCCCACAAUGUAGAGCUACGCCCGGCCUCAGCUGGCCUCCCUCCCGCCUCGGUCUCCGCGCACCCUGGGUUGUGUUGCUUACGAGCCUCAGAUCCAAAGUCAGCCGGCGUCUCGUUCCCGCAUCACUUCCUUUGUGUCUAUAUGGCGUUUUGUCUGUGUUGCUGUUUAGAGUAAAUAAACUGUUUAUAUAAAGGUU